Drepanopeziza brunnea f. sp. 'multigermtubi' MB_m1 is the source of this 495-nucleotide messenger RNA. RefSeq lists its product as uncharacterized. The record is from RefSeq and is a predicted model, not a curated record. NCBI's taxonomy places the organism in Eukaryota, Fungi, Ascomycota, Leotiomycetes, Helotiales, Drepanopezizaceae.
AUGAAGGCAUCAUCCGUUUCACUUGCUUCGGCCGCACACCCACUCGGGCUCGAAAAUCCCCGCUGGCUCUGCUGCCACCCUCCUCAGGACGCCGUUCUCAAUUCACCGUGCCUUAAGCCAAACCCAUUGAGCGCGAAAGAAUGCACCAGGUGCACGCAUAAGAAGUGCGAACACUGCCCCAUUCUCCAUGACCUGAAGGCGGACGGGGGGUACGAGGAGGGCCGAAAGGUUGAUGGUAGCGGUGUUGGUUUGAUGGGGGCCUUGAAGAGAUUUGCGGGUUUCCCCAAGCCAGGACUCCCGUCAAUCAUGAGCGUCGAAAGCCGAGCAGCACUCCUGGCGAUCGCCAUCACGCUCGCCGUCCUCAUCCCGUUCGCGAUAGUAGUGUUUUUGUAUCGCUACGUCAAGGUUGUGUCAGGAGCCCCGGCUCCGGGGGGUGGCCAGGCGGCGCCGAGCCAAGAGCCUCCGGCUGCUACGGAUCCCGGUGCCGGGCCGUAA